AUGCAGAAAGUGAAAGAAAAACAAUUGUGCUUUAAUUGUUUAAGAAAACACCGGGUCAUAAACUGCACGUCACAAAGAAGAUGUCUGGUCUGUAAAAAGAAACAUCAUACUAGCAUAUGUAACAACAAGAGUAAAGAACACAACAGUGGCGGGAAUGUUCCGGAUGUACAGUCAUCAAAACCGGAAACGGCAGUUCUACAUUCAUCUACCCAAGAAACUUCCCAUGGUGUUUUACUGAAAACAGCCAUUAGCAAGGUGACUUCCGGUAACAUAACAAGGGAUACUCAUAUCCUGUUUGACGAAGGAGCACAGAAGUCAUUUAUCACCGAGACGCUAGCACAAGAAUUGCAACUAUCCACAUCCGGUACAGAAACCUUACACUUAGCAACGUUUGGUAACCAAGAACAACAACUAAAACAUGUUGAUUCCGCAACGGUGUACCUCAUUACAAACCAGAAAAAGAGAAUACCGAUCAAUGUAUUAAUAGUGCCUACUAUAUCAGUACCUAUUAGUACCAGUCUACACAACACAGCGUCCCAUUUACCUUACCUGAGAGGACUGAACCUGGCACAUCCGGUUAGCGGCGAUGAGGUAUUUACAAUUUCUCUGCUGAUAGGAGCUGACCAUUACUGGGACGUCAUUGAAGAUCAUAUUAUACGCGGAUGUGGACCAACUGCAGUGAAGUCCAAGAUCGGAUAUCUUUUGUCGGGACCUGUGAAUGCAUACUGCAACAAUACUACUAGUAAGAUGAACCACAUAUUUAACGUUAUGACCACACGUGCACGAGAUGAAAACGCUAUAGAACGUUUCUGGUCGCUCGAGAGCAUAGGUAUCACUCCGUGCAAAGACGAGCAUGAGAAGACGGAUUACUUGGCGCAGUAUCAGCAGACGUCAAUUGAAUUUACAGACGACAAGUACACUGCAGCCCUUCCAUGGAAAUUAGACCACGACCCACUUCCAACAAAUUACAACAUCACAAAGAAAAGAACUGAGAGCACGAUUCGCAGACUAAGCCAGGAACCUGAUAUGCUAAAGAAAUAUGGUGAAAUUAUAUCAGAGCAAGAGAGACGGGGAUUUAUAGAAAAGAUUAACGAUGUUGCACAAACUUCAAAUGCAGUCCACUAUAUUCCCCACCACCCUGUGCGAAAGGAAUCAUCUACCACUCCUAUUCGUAUCGUGUAUGACUGUAGUUGUAAACAGUCAUCUAGUCAACCUAGCCUGAACGACUGCCUGGAGUCUACAGCACCUGUGCUGAAUGAAUUAACGUCUAUAUUGAUGCGAUUUCGAUUGGAAAAGUACGCUGUAGCCACAGACAUAGAAAAAGCUUUCCUACAUGUGGGACUACAAGAAAAAGACAGGGAUGUUACCCGGUUUUUGUGGCUCACUGAUCCUAGUGAUCCUAAAUCUCAACUUUGCACAUACCGAUUCAAAGCAGUGUUGUUCGGCGCGACGUGCUCACCGUUCAUUCUUAACGCCACUAUUCUCAAACACUUGGAAUUAAACAAAACAAACAAAGCAGCCGAGAUUAUAAAGAGAGAUUUAUAUGUUGACAAUAUACUCUCUAGUUUUGAAGAAAAAAGAGAUCUACUCACCUAUUUCCGUGAUGCACGUGAUCUGAUGAAAUGUGCCAGUAUGAACUUAAGAUCGUGGUCUUCUAACAACUCCGAACUAAAAGCUAUCGCCACACGAGAAGGAGUCAUAGAUAGAGAUGAAGUAACCAAGGUACUAGGUAUGUGCUGGAAACCGGAAACAGAUUCCAUGGCAUACAGACAUCACAAGAUACCAAAGUUAGACUCUGUAACCAAGAGGGACAUUCUAAGAUAUUCAUCACGAAUUUAUGAUCCACUAGGUCUGUUAAGCCCGGUAACAGUAAGGGCAAAAUUACUUCUUCAGCAAUUAUGGAAAGAUAAGUUUGAUUGGGAUGUACCGUUACCACUAGAGGUGCAAGAUAAAUGGAACAAGCUGGCUGAAGAUCUGAACACAGUUACAGAUACAGAGUUUUCCAGACAGUACAUACGGCAGUCAAAGCAUAAACAGACCAUAAAUAAUUCAAGAACAAAAAGUACUCUCCAUGUAUUUGUCGAUUCCAGUCUCAAAUCAUAUGGAGCAGCAGUAUACAUAGUGAACGCAGAUGGAUCCAGAUUGGUGAUCGCGAAAAAUCGGGUAGCUCCCGUGAAAUCCAUGACAUUACCACAGCUCGAACUUAUGGAAGCAGUAGUCGGCGCCAGAUUAGUUCAACACGUACAAGAAUCCUUGAACAUUUCCGACGUCAUCUGCUGGUCCGAUAGCCAGAUUGUGCUUCAUUGGUUAUCAACAUCUAAACCACUGAAACGGUUCGUGCAGAACAGGGUGAUAGAAAUACAAACACUUACUAAAAAUUACCCAUGGCACUACUGUCCAACAUAUGAUAAUCCUUCAGACCUUCUAACUCGUGGUAUUCCUGCUGACCAGCUCUUACAGAACGACCUAUGGAACAGUGGGCCGUCAUGGAUACAAAACCAGUCCAACUGGCCUGUUUGGAAACCAACAGAGAAUGAAAUGCAGACGACAACAAAAACGCAGACGACAGUUUCGGAUAUCUCGUUGCCCUCAGAUGCCACAAAGAUGAGCGUAGUAUGCAGUAUAAAGUGUAGCACAAAUGAAGGCAUCCAUCAAGUAAUCAACAUAGAGAAAUACAGCAAAUACUUCAGACUGUUACGUGUAACUGCCUACUUAUUACGAUUCAUAAGCAAUUGCCGAAAUACACAGACAAAACUUACCGAUGAAUUAACGACAGCAGAAAUCGAAAGAGCAGAGAUAAGGUGGCUAAAAUGUUGCCAAGAAAGUACUUACCCAGAUGAGAUGUCCAGUUUGAAGUCCAAUACCACCAAAAGAUUACCACUUGUCAAACAAUUGCGUUUAUUCGUAGAUAAAAGCGGUAUUAUUCGUUGUGAAGGACGUAUACAUAACGCGCCAUUAUCCGACGUCACCAAAUUCCCCUAUUUGUUACCGAAGAGACAUCCACUUACACGCCUGAUUGUACUAGACACACAUGAGAACCAGUUACAUGCAGGAACGAACGCUACUGCUACCCAGUUAAGGCAGAAGUACUGGAUCCCAGCUACCAGGCAGUGCGUAAAAUCUAUCCUCAGGAAAUGUACAAUAUGCAGACGAGUACAAGGAAAGCCGUAUAGAGCGCCAGAUCCACCACCAUUACCAAAAGUAAGAGUAGAAGAGUCUCCACCGUUCACUGUGACUGGAGUUGAUUACACAGGUGCGUUAUACGUAAGAGACCAUUCCGGAAGCGUAAUAAAAGUAUAUGUAUGUUUAUUCACAUGUGCCAAUUCUCGAGCCUUACAUUUAGAGGUUGUACCAGACCUGUCCAAAGAGUCAUUCCUACUAGCUUUUAGGCGUUUCGUAAGCCGGAGAUCAGUUCCGAGGGUCAUGAUGUCAGACAAUGCUACAACGUUUACAAGUGCGUCAGAAAGCUUGAAACAUAUUUUCCAGUCAACUCAAGUCAGAGAAACAUUAAGUAGAAAAGGCACAGAAUGGAAAUUCAUUCCCAAACGAGCACCAUGGUAUGGAGGAUGGUGGGAGCGACUAAUAGGUCUCACAAAAAUAGCGCUGAAGAAAGUUGUAGGAUGCUCCCUUGUUACCAUGGAAACACUUCAAACGGUAGUUACGGAGAUCGAAGCCAUGCUGAACGACAGACCGUUAACUCAGAUGUCAUCAAGUGUCGAUGACAUGGACCCACUAACACCGUCACACCUUCUCUACGGCCGGAGACUUACGUCACUUCCGUAUAACACAACUACCUUAGACUUUGAAAAUUCAUCCAAAUUUGACGAACAUUCUGCGGUUACAAAACAGGCAAAAUUACAAUCAAAGCUCCUUGACCAUUUCUGGAAACGGUGGAGAAUGGAGUACUUAACAGCAUUACGUGAAUCUCACCGUAAAUCAGGAACGAAUGAACAGAUGAUAGCCGUGGGUGACGUAGUACAAAUCCACGAUGAAUGUCCACGGAACCGAUGGAAACUAGGCGUUGUUGAGCAGUUAAUUACCGGAAGAGACGAUCGUACCCGAGCUGCUACAAUUAGAACUGCGAACGGAACUACAACCAGACCAAUAGUGAAAUUAUACCCACUAGAAUGUGUGAACUAUAGAAACACUUAA
Molecule: messenger RNA, 4152 nt
Organism: Mercenaria mercenaria
Lineage: Eukaryota; Metazoa; Mollusca; Bivalvia; Venerida; Veneridae
Exons: 1
Coding region: 1-4152 (1383 amino acids)
Biological process (GO): DNA integration
Molecular function (GO): nucleic acid binding
Source: RefSeq, a predicted model, not a curated record